Messenger RNA from Physella acuta, 7653 nucleotides. RefSeq names its product solute carrier family 12 member 4. Lineage: Eukaryota; Metazoa; Mollusca; Gastropoda; Physidae. The record is from RefSeq and is a predicted model, not a curated record. Gene Ontology annotation, biological process: chemical synaptic transmission; potassium ion import across plasma membrane; cell volume homeostasis. Gene Ontology annotation, cellular component: plasma membrane. Gene Ontology annotation, molecular function: potassium:chloride symporter activity.
UCGGACUAGUAUAGGAGGAUAUGAGCAGUAAAGAUCGCAUGCUGUCGGCUGUGUGUUUUAGUCAAGUGGGGGAUUUCUCGAUUUCUUUUUUUUUUAACUGUUAUUCAGGCUGAAUUUUGUGCCAAAGAGAUGUGCAAACGAAAAUUUUCCUAACCACGGGAUGUGAUGUGUUAGCCAUCUUAAAAACCUGUGAACAGCUCACGCGAACCAACUGUUAUAUUCCUGGCAUCUUCCGGCGUACUUAGAUUAACUAUUGACUCACCACUUGAGAACCGCUGGACUAUCUGCGGACAUGGAGGAAGAUCCCGAAGUCCUGGAACCGCUGAACCCGCCUGUGGAACCCACCGUCACGGAGGUGGGCGGCCGGUUCAACGUGAAGAAAGUCGAGCCGGGCGACCUGCCGCCGUCGUUACCCAAACAACACUCGCUGGACGACCCCGGGGAGGGGUCGGACGACAACGGCGACAAGAUCGAGAACCUGGACGACGGUGAGGUGGACCUUGAACUUGGGGACGGCCGGCAGUACAGCAAGAACUCAGUACGGUUCGGCCCACUGCCAUCCUCCUACACAUCGGCGUCUACCAGAGAGGGGGAGAACAGUGCUCAGAAUAGAGAUCACCUCCCUUUAGCUGACAAUGAAGAGUCUAUGUACAAUCAUAUGGCCUUGUAUGAGGACGAUCUGACCCAUCACGGCAAGCUGUCACAGAUUUUAAACCGGAUCACAUCCUACCAAGCCGGCAUACAGCCGAAUCCCAACGAUAUAGAGAAAGGAACCGGCAAGCCGAAAGCAAAUCUUGGCACAAUUCUAGGUGUAUACUUACCAUGUAUACAAAAUAUUUUUGGUGUUUUGCUAUUUGUUCGCCUAACAUGGAUUGUAGGAAUGGCAGGAGCUAUGGAAGCCUUCUGUAUAGUUUUUAUAUGUUGUUCAUCUACCAUGCUGACAGCUUUUUCUAUGAGCGCUAUAGCAACAAAUGGGGUGGUUCCUGCAGGGGGGUCAUACUUCAUGAUAUCCAGAUCCCUGGGGCCAGAGUUUGGAGGUGCUGUGGGGGUGCUCUUUUAUCUAGGCACCUCUGUGGCCUCUGCAAUGUACAUCCUAGGCUCUGUGGAGAUAUUAGUUAAAUACAUGGCACCCCAGAGUAAUAUAUUUGAGGACGUGUUCAACAGCUACCGCUUGUACGGGACCUUAGUCCUGCUCAUCCUGGCCUUCAUUGUGUUUGUGGGGGUGGGCUUUGUCAGCAAGUUUGCAGCUCUCUCCCUGGCCUGUGUCAUCAUCUCCAUACUGUGCAUCUACAUUGGUAUAUUUGUGGCCAACCCUGAUAGAAGUGUGGAAGUCUGCAUGCUGGGUGAGAGACUGCUGACUCAAGACGCCGUCACGUUUAAUGGAACUUUCAUGUGUACCAAGAACGAGUCUGGCCCCAUCUACCACCGCUACUGUGUGGAGGAGUCCAACACCAGCUCCAGCUGUGAUUACUUCAAGAACCCAAACACUGAGGUCCACAUACUCAAAGCCUUGCCUGGUCUGCCCAGUGGGGUCUUUGCUAACAACAUGUGGAACAAAUACACUCAAAAAGGGAAAGUAAUUGGCACAGAAAUGGAGGGUUCUGAACGCAGAGGGGAGAUAAUUGCUGAACUGACUUCAUCCUUUAUGGUUCUGCUAGCUAUCUAUUUCCCUUCUGUUACUGGUAUCAUGGCUGGCUCCAACAGAUCAGGUGACCUAGCAGACGCCCAGAAGUCUAUCCCCAUCGGCACAAUAGCAGCCAUCUGCACAACUUCCUCUGUCUACUUGUCCAGUGUUCUGUUCUUUGCUGGCUGUAUAGAUGGCAAUGUGCUCAGAGACAAGUUUGGUGUGAGUAUUGGGGGCAGCUUACUUAUAGGGAAGCUGGCCUGGCCCCAUGAGUGGGUUAUUCUGAUUGGUUCCUUCUUAUCAACACUGGGGGCUGGCCUUCAGAGUCUGACAGGCGCACCUCGUCUUUUGCAAGCCAUUGCCAAAGAUGGAGUCAUUCCAUUCCUCCGAGUGUUCAGUGUGACCACAAAGCGUGGGGAGCCAUUCAGGGCGCUGCUGCUGACUGCUUUUAUAUCUGAGAUUGGCAUUUUGAUUGGCAACUUGGAUUAUGUGGCCCCCAUCAUCACAAUGUUUUUCCUCAUGUGUUAUGGUUUUGUUAACAUGGCCUGUGCUCUACAAACCCUGCUGCAAACCCCCAAUUGGAGACCCAGGUUCAGAUUCUACCAUUGGACUCUCUCCCUUGUUGGGCUAAGCUUGUGUAUUGUCCUGAUGUUUAUCUCUAGCUGGUACUAUGCACUGGCUGCCCUGGCUAUAGCUUUCUGUAUCUACAAGUACAUUGAGUAUAAGGGAGCUGAGCAGGAGUGGGGUGACGGUAUACGAGGUCUGGCCAUGUCCGCUGCCCGUUAUUCACUGCUCCGGCUGCAGUCUGGACCACCCCAUACCAAGAACUGGAGACCUCAGCUUCUGGUACUGAUGAAAUUAGAUGACAAUCUUCAGCCUAUGUUCCCCAAGUUGGUUUUAUUUGCCAGUCAGCUGAAAGCAGGUAAAGGCCUGGUCCUGGUCAACAGUGUCCUGGAGGGUAACUUCAGGGACAGGUACCCAGAUGCUCAAGCCAGCAAACAGAGCCUGAUAAAUCUGACCAAAGAAUAUGGUGUCAAAGGCUUCUCAGAUGUGAGCAUUGCAACAGAUGUUACAGAAGGUCUUUGUCAGCUGAUCCAGAAUGCUGGACUGGGAGGUUUGAAACACAACACUGUGGUCCUAGGCUGGCCGUAUGGAUGGAGGCAUGAUGAGGAUGACAGGAGCUACAGGGUUUUUCUAGAUACUGUGAGAAAUGUGGGGGCAGCCCAGAUGGCACUGCUUGUACCUAAAGGGAUCAACCAGUUCCCUGACAUGGGCGCCAAACUACGUGGCACCAUUGAUGUCUGGUGGAUUGUACAUGAUGGAGGUCUGUUGAUGUUGCUGCCCUUCCUACUGUGUCAGGACAGGACAUGGAAGAACUGCAAGCUUCGCAUCUUUACUGUGGCCCAAACUGAGGAUAACUCUAUCCAGAUGAAGAAAGAUCUACAGACCUACCUGUACCAGCUGCGUAUCCCAGCAGACGUGGAUGUUGUGGAGAUGGCCAACUCUGAUAUAUCAGCCUACACGUACGAGAGGACCUUGAUCAUGGAGCAGAGAACUGAUAUGUUAAGUAAAAUCAGGAAUGCGCAAGUGGGGAACAAUGGCAGUGCUAGCAGAGUGCCCACCAUCACGCUGUCCCCAGUACCAGAGGAGAGCAGCACUGAUGUCCCAGAGAAGGAACAAAGGACUACAGACAAAUCUCAGUUCACUUUCACACCCCAGGAUGCCAAAACACUCAUCAAUAAAAACAAGAAACCAGACAAGGACAAUGUCCGUCGUAUGCACACUGCUGUUAGACUGAAUGAACAUAUUGUUGAAAAAUCCCACAAUGCUCAGCUGGUCAUCCUCAACCUUCCUGCCCCACCAAAAUCAGACGCUGGUGCUGAAAACUACAUGGAGUUUCUAGAGGUGCUGACUGAGGGGCUGGAGAGGGUGCUGAUGGUGAGAGGGAGUGGACGGGAGGUCAUCACCAUCUACUCCUAACCUCUGGAGUCCAACCACAGCAUCUCACAUUAGACUGGUGACACAUCGGACUGGUGACACAUCGGACUGGUGACACAGACUGAUGACACAGACUGAUGACAUAUCUGACUUGACAUCAUGCCAUUGGGUUAACUGUGUAAAAUAUUGUUUUCAAACAUGACAUUUUGUUUGAACAUGACAUAUCAAACAUGACUUACAGCUGUUGAAAAGCAAUUUUAUUUUCUACCAUCACUUGACCUUUCAUAUCACUUUGCAGCUUUGCAUAUAUCACUUCAAAUAAUGCAACACUGCACUUAAUUCAUAUACCAUAGGACGACAUAUCACUUGACGUACAUAAUGAUACAUAUGACACAAUACAGUAUACAACACUACUUAACUCAUUGACCGUUGGGAUAAAACUAUUUCUCAAAUAUUUCUAUUGUCAUACCAUGACAUCUACAUUCUUUGACAUUUGUGACAUUUACAAUGUAGUCCCAACAAGACAAUGAACAUACUGGACUUUGGUCAUUGCCCAGAUGACCAUAGCUGAAUGUCUGGCUGCAGGACUGGCCUAUCAUGUCUGGAAGUUCCACAUGGAGUCUAGUCUGCUGGGAGGUCAUCCUGACACAUCCACCAGAUGUUGUAUAAUCCACAUGAUCAUGUUUGUAAUCCACCAGACAUUGUACAUAACCCAAGUGGAUGCAUCCAUCAGUGGACUGCUUCAACGUUUUAAUUUAUUCACUUGAACCCUGAGGUCAAAUAAUCCAUGUGUUUAUCGUAUGGUAACCUCUGAUCUUGCAUAUGAAAUAGCAUUAUUUGUAUCCAGUAGCAUCCAAUGGUUUGUGUCAAGAACCAUCAUGCACAUGGGACUGGUUGGUGCUUACAUUGUUGUUUUCUUGUCAUUUGCAGGGUCCUGUUUACUGUUCAAUGCUUGCUGUAUACUUAAGUCUAGCUGGUGAUAUCAUUUCUUACCAUUUUUUGUGUGUGGAGAAAUUGAUUUUAUUUUGUGUUUAUACUAUCUUGUUAUACGGGAAAUGUUAAUGUGGUGAUCUGUUACUGAAAAAUGUUUCAAAAUGUGUGUGGUGGUGUUGUUUCUCUCUCCUUACCCCCAUCCACCUCCACCCACAACCAUUGUCAUAUUUUUUUUACUUUAAUUAUUUGGGUUGUCUUAGCAUAGGUUUGUCUCCUGCUUAAAUUCAUCUUUUCAGCUGUGAUUUCUGCUGGUCCAAGGGAAGUAGGAAUUCUUUCAAGGAAGCAAAUGUGCUACUGUUAUUUCCCUUUGAUAACCAGGGGAGGUAAUAUAUUUAUCUUCCCCAUUACUUCUUCCAACACUCUCACUGCCCCAUUCUUCUGAUUACUGUACAAGUGUAUGCCAUGGGUCAUCUAUGUCAGCCGCUUUCUGAUGGUAUCAACAUUUAUUGGAUGCUUUGUUUUUUAAUGACAGUUAUUAUUUUAUUCGUCAGCACAUAUGGUAUAAAAAAAAUUGUGCAAACAGAAUGAAUACAGACUAAUUACACUGGUCUCUGAAGAAACAUUGGCCUACUUAAGAUGACAUUUGUUAUGUUUUAUGACCUGUAAUAUUUUCCUGAUACCUCUAGAUGAAAAAUUAAGUUUAACAAAACACAAUGUUUUUUGCAAUACUAAAUGACAUGUAGCACUAGUGCACACUGUACUCUUAAAACAAUUAUCAUACGGAUAGUAAAAAAAAUUAUUAUUUUCUGUAGCAAGAAUGGGUUACAAUAGCUAUAUUGUUGUGUGGGUUAAUUUACAUCCUAGACAGAGGGUUGGUUGUUACACAGCUGUGUGAUUCAAUUGGUUUAGUUUUUAACUGGAGACAAGAGCUACCAUCAACUGAAAGGAUUUUCAAGAGGAUUUCUUAAUGUUUUGGUCUAGUCAUUGUCUUUUUUCUGACUCAAUGAAGACAAGGAUAGUUGCUUAGCUUUAAAUUACUCCAUAUGUAUAUUUAUAUAGUUGCAACAUCGCUGGGAGGUACUGAUGUAAAAGACUAAAAAAAAAUUUAAGUGUGCAAAUCUUUAAGGAUGGCCUUAUAGAACUUACAUAUUAUUCUCUUCAUCCCCAUGUAUCUAAGAAGUCCAAAGAAACUGUUCAUAUGUUGUUUAGUCCCUUGUAAUUACAAAUAUUAUGGAACAUUCUGAAAAAAAAUACUACGCAAACAUUAAUGGCACCUUCAGUUAUGUUUCUGAGAGUUAAACCAAUCAUCUUUGCUGUUGUUUAUUCUGCUUUGCUAAAUGAACCAAUCAACGGCCAGGUUUUUAAAAAUUAAAUCUUAUUAGGUGGACCAAUCACCACUCCCGGUUUAUACAGCCUACCUUUGCUGACUGUGUAUGAAGUUUUGAUCUGUGAAAUCUUGUUUAUGUGUAUAUAAAAAUGCUAGUUGCGUUCACUGUACUGAAUAUGUAUGUUGGUGUUAGUUGUCCUCUUUAUAUAGGUUUCAUUUUAUUUUUUGUUUUUUUGGUUCAUUUUUUUUUUUAACAUGUCCACUAAUUCAUGCCAUGCACAUGCUAUUUAUAUAUUUUGACCAACUGUUUUUUUUAACCACAUUUUAUAUUUCUUUGCAUGCUAGACUAGUGUUUAAGCUUAUAUAUUAGUGGUCAGUACAAUUUUAACUAAUACAUUAGUGCUCAGUGGUAACUGAUCUUAUUUAUAAUAGCUAAAGUGAGAAUAUUGGAUGAAUGUACAAAAUAUAUGUUUAUAAAUUGCUUUCUGGUGAGUUUUGUCUAAUGUUAGUAAAGCAGUUAUGUUGUAUGAUGUAUUUAACAUAACGUUUAUUUUUAAUUUUGAUUAACCGAUCACGACAAAUAAUUUUCAUUGAUUAAUUUCUGUAUUUGCUUGAUAAAAAAAAAGACAUUUUUAUUUGUGUACAACUCGUUGGGUAUUCUGUUUCAGGUGUUUUUUUAAAUUUGGUAUUUUUUAAUUAGAUAGCAUUUCAGGAGUAGAUUUUUAGAAAUGAAAGCAAUAUUGCCAUGAUAUGUAAUCAGCAUUGUAAAAAUUUCAUAUCUUUUUCCAAUACACUUUUUAGUGGUGGAAAAUGCUUUGUAAAAAUGUUCAUUCAACAAUCUUAUAUAAACAUUGAGAAACUGUUUUUAGAAUGUGUAAAAGUUGAAUUGAUUGGAGUUAGUUUUCAAAAUUAAAAUUGGAUAUCAAAAUUGCAGGUGAUACAAAAAAAAUGUUUUGGAUUAUAUACAGACAUGUACACACUUACUUUGUUGCUGUCAGUUGUAUUGUUAGCUAAUUAUCAAGCUAAUUGCAAUCAAAAUAUGGCUGUGUGAUUUACAAUAAUUUUAUUGGAUGUGAUUUUUGUUCAAGGGAGAUGAUUCUGUAAACCAUUGUUGUUUAUUUUUUUUUUAAAUUAAAAUAAAUCUCAUUAGAAUUUUAGGAAUAUUUCAUCUGCUCCAUAAAUCAUUUAAUGGAGAGAAAAAAAUGUUAGUGGGUUUUUUUUUUUAACAUUUUUGCAAGCAGAAGAAAUUAGUUUCCAAUCUUCAGUAGAAAAAAAGAAAAAGCUGCCUUAUUCAGACAAGUUUAAAUUCUAUUAAGUUUAUGUACAAGGGUGGUCAACCACUCCCUACAUACUGGUCUUAAGGUGUUUAUCAUGUUGAUGAUAAAUGGUAUAUGUCAUGUGAUCUGGUCAUCAACUUAGAACUUUAAUUUAAAUAUUUAUUCAACAAGCAAAAAAAAAGUCAUUGGAUAUCUUUAUUUAACCAUUUUCUUUUCUCUAAUGAUAUAUUUUUUUAUAAUCUAUGGUGGCCAGAUUUUUUCCAUCUGUACAACUAAAAUGUAUUUUGUCAACCCACUUGAAACAGUUCAUUUGAUCUGUAACAUUGUUUUUUUUUAUUUAUUGAGUUCAAGAUGAAAUUGGUGUGAGUUAAAUACUAAUUAAGUUAAAAGUAAAGUUGUAAUUGGUGAGUGAUAGGUAGAGAUGGUCUGUGCAAAGCUUUGUGGACAGUGGUUCAUAUGGUCAGUGUAAUUUAUCUUUCAUUGUUUUGAUAACUCACAAGUUCUACUGAUCUAAGUAAAAAAAAAAUUGUUUAACAAAAUAUAAAUAAACUAUA